Glycine soja is the source of this 2888-nucleotide messenger RNA. RefSeq names its product beta-galactosidase 13-like. NCBI's taxonomy places the organism in Eukaryota, Viridiplantae, Streptophyta, Magnoliopsida, Fabales, Fabaceae. Gene Ontology annotation, molecular function: beta-galactosidase activity; carbohydrate binding. Gene Ontology annotation, cellular component: cell wall; vacuole. The record is from RefSeq and is a predicted model, not a curated record. Gene Ontology annotation, biological process: carbohydrate metabolic process. The transcript has 18 exons. Bases 83 to 2614 code for a protein of 843 amino acids.
UCUAAUUAGAAGGAGGGUCACUUCGAUCAAACCACACUUUACAUCUUUCUCUUUCUCUCCAUUCUGCACAUACAAUCUUAACAUGUCAAUUCUCAAAGUUCUUUUGAUUACCAUCAUUGUUUCAUUGGUCAUUUCUGCCAGCAGCGCCCAUGAUGAAGACAACAAGAAGAUGACUUCUGAAAGCGAUGACAACGACAAAGACAAGAAAAAGACUGUGACUUAUGAUGGCAGGUCUCUCAUUAUCAAUGGAAGACGAGAGCUUCUCUUCUCCGGUUCCAUUCAUUACCCACGAAGCACCCCCGAGAUGUGGGCAGACAUUCUUGAAAAAGCAAAACAUGGAGGCAUAAAGGUGGUCCAAACUUACAUAUUCUGGAACAUUCAUGAGCCUGAGAAAGGCAAGUUCUCAAUUGAGCCGCAGUAUGAUUACAUAAAGUUCAUGAAGCUCGUUCAAAAGAAAGGAAUGUAUGUAACCCUCAGGGUUGGGCCUUUCAUCCAAGCUGAAUGGAACCACGGAGGACUUCCAUAUUGGCUGAGAGAGAUCCCUGAUAUCAUAUUCCGCUCUAACAAUGAACCCUUUAAGAAGCACAUGAAAGAAUAUGUAUCAACUGUUGUAAAAACGUUGAAAGAGGCGAAGCUCUUUGGUCCCCAAGGAGGCCCCAUCAUCUUGGCACAGAUUGAGAAUGAGUACAACCAUAUCCAACGUGCUUUCAGAGAGGAAGGAGAUAAUUAUGUCCAAUGGGCUGCGAAAAUGGCAGUGUCGCUGGAUGUUGGAGUUCCAUGGAUCAUGUGCAAGCAGAGAGAUGCUCCUGAUCCAGUGAUUAAUGCUUGCAAUGGAAGGCACUGUGGUGAUACCUUUGCAGGCCCCAACAAACCUUACAAGCCUUCUCUAUGGACUGAAAACUGGACGGUUCAGUAUAGAGUGUUUGGAGAUCCACCAUCCCGAAGAUCAGCAGAAGACAUUGCCUUUUCAGUUGCUCGCUUCUUCUCUAAGAAUGGAUCUUUGGUGAACUAUUAUAUGUACCAUGGUGGAACAAAUUUUGGUAGAACAAGCUCUGCCUUCACUACAACCCAAUAUUAUGAUGAAGCCCCUCUUGAUGAGUACGGUAUGCAGAGAGAACCAAAAUGGAGUCACUUGAGGGAUGUGCACAAGGCAUUGAGCCUAUGCAAGAAGGCCUUGUUCAAUGGUGAGUCUACCGUCACAAAACUGAGCCAACAUCACGAGACUAUAGUUUUCGAGAAGCCAGGAAGUGAUUUGUGCGCUGCUUUCCUCACCAACAACCACACCUUGACACCAGCAACCAUAAAAUUCAGAGGUACUGACUACUAUAUGCCACCACGUUCCAUUAGCAUACUCCCUGACUGCAAGACUGUUGUCUUCAACACUCAAUUUAUUGCUUCACAACAUAAUUCAAGGAACUUCAAGAGGUCAAUGGCAGCAAACAAUCAUAAGUGGGAGGUGUAUUCUGAGAACAUUCCUACCACCAAGCAAAUUCCAACCAAUGAAAAGAUUCCUACAGAGCUUUACAGUUUGCUUAAAGACACCAGCGACUAUGCAUGGUACACCACCAGCGUGGAACUGGGUCCAGAAGACUUGCCAAAGAAGAAUGAUAUAUCCCCCGUUCUCCGUAUUAUGAGUCUUGGCCAUUCAUUGGUUGCCUUUGUAAAUGGAGAAUUCAUUGGAUCAAAUCACGGUUCCCAUGAAGAGAAAAGUUUUGAAUUCCAGAAACCUGUAACCUUGAAGGUUGGAGUUAACCAAAUAGCUAUCUUGGCUUGCACUGUGGGACUCCCCGACAGUGGAGCAUACAUGGAGCACAGGUUCGCUGGACCAAAGUCUAUUUUCAUCCUUGGUCUCAACUCUGGAAAAAUUGAUCUCGCUUCUAAUGGUUGGGGUCAUAAGGUUGGUAUCAAAGGUGAGGAGCUUGGCAUUUUCACUGAAGAGGGGUCAAAGAAAGUACAAUGGAAAGAAGCCAAGGGAUCUGGACCAGCUCUCUCCUGGUACAAGACAAAUUUUGAAACCCCGGAGGGAACGGAUCCUGUUGCCAUCAGAAUGACUGGUAUGGGGAAGGGAAUGAUUUGGAUCAAUGGCAAAAGCAUUGGUCGUCACUGGAUGAGUUACCUCUCUCCUCUUGGAAUGCCUACUCAGUCAGAGUACCACAUCCCCAGAGCUUUCUUCAAUCCAAAAGACAACUUGAUUGUUGUGUUUGAGGAAGAGAUAGCAAAUCCAGAAAAGGUUGAGAUCCUAACUGUAGACAGAGAUACAAUAUGCAGUUUCAUCACAGAGAAUCACCCCCCCAAUGUGAAGUCAUGGGCAGUUAAGAGCGAGAAGUUCCAGGCUCUUUCGAAUAAUCUGGUGCCAACAGCUACACUCAAAUGUCCAAACCGCAGAACCAUUAAGGCUGUGGAGUUUGCAAGCUUUGGUGAUCCUGCUGGUGUAUGUGGAGCCUAUACUUUAGGCAAAUGUAAUGCACCUUCCACCAAGCAGAUUGUUGAGAAGCAUUGCCUUGGAAAACAAUCCUGUAAUGUUCCAAUUGACAAGGACGCCUUCACUAAGGGCCAAGAUGCUUGCCGAAAUAUGGUGAAGACACUUGCAAUCCAAGUGAAGUGUGAAGCCUAGCAACCUGCCACUAGGUGAAGUAGAGUUGGGUGGGUGGCCACGUUAGUGAUUUGAUUGUUGAAGUGGAGUCCAUAGGCCCACAUUUUAGUUUAGCCUUUGUUUUGUAGCACAUGAUACCUGAAAUCGGUGUCUUUUACUUAACAAGCAACAUUUUGUUUGUUCUGUUUACAUUAAAAAUGUAGAAAAAAUUAUGAUUCAAUUUUGUUUCAUAUUCGAUCGCCGGCAACUUGUCAUCCUUCUCUGAAUGAUAAAAGUCCCUUAAUUUCUUGGUUCA